CCGCGAUGGCCAGCACCCGGAGUAUCGAGCUGGAGCACUUCGAGGAGCGGGACAAAAGGCCGCGGCCGGGGUCGCGCCGCGGGGCGCCCAGCUCCUCCGGGGGCAGCAGCAGCUCGGGCCCCAAGGGCAACGGGCUCAUCCCCAGCCCGGCGCACAGCGCGCACUGCAGCUUCUACCGCACGCGCACCCUGCAGGCGCUCAGCUCCGAGAAGAAGGCCAAGAAGGCGCGCUUCUACCGCAACGGGGACCGCUACUUCAAGGGCCUGCUCUUCGCCAUCUCCGGGGACCGCUUCCGCUCCUUCGACGCGCUGCUCGCCGAGCUCACCCGCUCGCUCUCCGACAACGUCAACCUGCCCCAGGGCGUCCGCACCAUCUACACCAUCGACGGCAGCCGCAAGGUCACCAGCCUGGACGAGCUGCUGGAAGGUGAGAGUUACGUGUGUGCAUCCAAUGAGCCAUUUCGUAAAGUUGAUUACACCAAAAAUAUUAAUCCGAACUGGUCGGUAAACAUCAAGAGUGGCCCCCCCAGGGCCUUGGCGGCUGCCUCAGUGAAAAGUGAAGUGAAGGAAAGUAAAGACUUCAUCAAACCCAAACUAGUAACUGUCAUCCGGAGUGGAGUGAAGCCCAGAAAAGCUGUGAGGAUCCUUCUGAAUAAAAAGACUGCUCAUUCCUUUGAGCAGGUCUUAACCGACAUCACCGAAGCCAUUAAACUAGACUCAGGCGUGGUCAAGAGGCUGUGCACACUAGAUGGCAAACAGGUUACUUGUUUGCAAGAUUUCUUUGGUGAUGAUGACGUUUUCAUUGCUUGUGGACCUGAGAAAUUCCGUUACGCCCAAGAUGACUUUGUCCUGGACCACAGUGAGUGCCGUGUCCUGAAGUCCUCUUAUUCUCGAUCCUCAGCUGUUAAAUAUUCUGGAUCCAAAAGUCCUGGGCCCUCUCGCCGCAGCAAGUCUCCGGCUUCAGUUAAUGGAACUCCCAGCAGCCAACUCUCUACACCUAAGUCCACGAAAUCCUCCAGCUCUUCUCCAACCAGCCCAGGAAGUUUCAGAGGGUCAAAGACUUCCACGCAUGGCAGAUCUUCUUCCAAUGUGAAUGGUGGACUAGAACUUGAUCGCUGCAUGAGUCCUGAAGGUGUGAAUGGGAACAGGUGCUCCGAAUCCUCAACUCUUCUGGAGAAAUACAGAAUUGGGAAAGUCAUUGGAGAUGGCAAUUUUGCAGUUGUCAAAGAGUGCAUGGACCGGUCCACUGGAAAAGAGUUUGCACUGAAGAUCAUAGACAAAGCCAAAUGCUGCGGAAAGGAGCACUUGAUUGAGAAUGAGGUGUCCAUCCUGCGCCGGGUGAAGCACCCCAACAUCAUCAUGCUGGUGGAGGAGAUGGAGACGGCGAGCGAGCUCUUCCUGGUGAUGGAACUGGUCAAGGGCGGAGACCUCUUUGAUGCCAUCACUUCUUCCACCAAGUACACCGAGAGAGACGGCAGCGCCAUGGUGUACAACCUGGCCAGCGCCCUCAGGUACCUGCACGGCCUCAGCAUCGUGCACCGGGACAUCAAGCCGGAGAACCUCUUGGUGUGUGAAUACCCGGAUGGGACCAAGUCCCUGAAGCUGGGUGACUUCGGGCUGGCCACCGUCGUGGAAGGCCCCUUGUACACCGUCUGCGGCACGCCCACCUAUGUGGCCCCCGAAAUCAUCGCUGAAACCGGCUACGGCCUGAAGGUGGACGUGUGGGCGGCGGGCGUGAUCACGUACAUCCUCCUGUGUGGAUUUCCGCCGUUCCGCAGUGAGAGCAAUCUCCAGGAAGACCUGUUCGAGCAGAUUCUGGCCGGGAAGCUUGAGUUUCCAGCCCCCUACUGGGAUAACAUCACUGACUCUGCCAAGGAGCUGAUCACUCACAUGCUGCAGGUAGAUGUGGAUGCGCGGUGCACGGCGGGGCAGAUCCUCAGCCACCCCUGGGUGUCAGAUGACGUCUCCCAGGAGAGUAACAUGCAGGCUGAGGUGACAGGUAAACUAAAACAGCACUUUAAUAAUGCGCUCCCCAAACAGAACAGCACCACCACCGGGGUGUCCGUGAUCAUGAACACGGCUCUAGAUAAGGAGGGCCAGAUCUUCUGCAGCAAGCUUGGCCCCGACGGCAGCCGACCGGCCACCGCCACACCCGCGGAACAGAUCUCACCAGCCCCCGCCUCGGCCGAGGAGCCCCCCGCAGCCCUUUGGGGGCCCCCCACACCUCCUGGUCCUCCUGCAGCCCCCGGCUGCCCAUCUCGGGCAGGGACUUGGCGCCGCCACCGAGACUGACCCAUGCAGAAGGCGCCACGCGGGGAAGGCCACGGCGGCAGCUUCUCCCUCAGCUGGCACCGCUUGCUGGGCUCCCUGAGGCCACAUCAGCGUGACGCGUGUCACAGCACCCGUGUCCAGCCGGAGGGCGUGUCUCUGCGUUACCCAGACAACACAGCUCUUUUCCUGACUGUCACGGCCACGUCCGAUGAUCCAGGCUCCCCGGCCUCACAGUGGACGCGUGUCUGCCUCUGUCCCUUCGUGAAUGUCCCUGUGCCAGGUGGCAUGCCACCUUCCCCUGCAGGGGACCACCAGCGGGGCCUGGGGUCCUGCAGGACACGAGCACCCCAGGGGGUCAGUGGCUCCUGGCCAUGGGUUGCAGACUUUUGAGAGGUGCUUGCAGCGGCUCGGUCGUCGGCUCGGGUGCUGGGCUCACCGACUUUGGCGGGGUAUUUAUUUGUACACGGGCCACAGAGGCCACUGCUUCCCGAGCCGCGUGAGGCAGCCCCAUGCCACUGGGCCCCGUCCAGCCCUGCUUUUCCUCGAGGAGCAGGCCAGGGACCCGCCGAGGUCCUGCGGGGACGGGCGGGCGGGAGGUGCUGCUCAGACACCCUGUGACCUUCUGGAAGGCUGCUGGCAGUUUUUCCUUUUCUGCAUCGCCCAAUCCUUUUUAAUAAUUGUACAUAAGCCUCGUCUUGGCGGCACCUGCUCAUCUUCGAAGCCGGUGAGCCCUCCUGUAGUUGCUUUUCGUUGUUAGAUUUUUUGCCUUCUACAAGUGUCCCCCGCCCCUCCUGCAAUAAAACUUUCCCU
Dipodomys spectabilis (banner-tailed kangaroo rat) is the source of this 3080-nucleotide messenger RNA. RefSeq names its product doublecortin like kinase 2 (gene Dclk2). The record is from RefSeq and is a predicted model, not a curated record. Gene Ontology annotation, molecular function: protein kinase activity; ATP binding. NCBI's taxonomy places the organism in Eukaryota, Metazoa, Chordata, Mammalia, Rodentia, Heteromyidae. Gene Ontology annotation, biological process: intracellular signal transduction; protein phosphorylation. The transcript has 16 exons. The coding region runs from base 6 to 2291 and encodes 761 amino acids.